Penicillium angulare is the source of this 1029-nucleotide messenger RNA. RefSeq lists its product as uncharacterized. Gene Ontology annotation, molecular function: oxidoreductase activity, acting on the CH-OH group of donors, NAD or NADP as acceptor. Lineage: Eukaryota; Fungi; Ascomycota; Eurotiomycetes; Eurotiales; Aspergillaceae. The transcript has a single exon. Bases 1 to 1029 code for a protein of 342 amino acids. The record is from RefSeq and is a predicted model, not a curated record.
AUGGCUCCUCUCGUCCUUCUUACCGGCGCGACCGGACUGGUCGGCUUCAGAGUCCUCCAAGAGCUUCUCAAGAAGAGCGACUUCGACGUCCGCAUUGCCGUACGCUCCGAGGAAAAAGCCCAGACAGUCUUUUCCAACCCAGUCAUUCAAAAGCUCCAGCCCACACUGGGUGGGCGAUUGACAUACAAGAUCGUCCCCGACAGCGUUGUACCGGGCGCCUUUGACGAAGUCCUUCAAGAAGUCACAUAUGUGAUCCACGCUGGAUCACCCGUUCCAGUCCCCGGAUGCAACCCUCUCGAACAAGUGUGGAAGCCUACAGUAUUGGCCAUCGAGAAUCUGCUCGCCUCAGCCGCAAAGGUCCCCACUAUUAAACGCGUGCUCGUAACUUCAUCCAUCGUCGCGAACAUGGCCCCCAUGCCUGAUCCCACCGUCACAGUUACCGCAAACUCUCGAUUCCAGCUCCCAGGUGUCCCCGAGACCUUCAGCAACGAGUUCGAAGCCUACAUCCUGGGCAAGAUUACCGAGAUUAAUAACAUUGACACAUUCGUCAAGGAAAAGAAGCCACACUUUUCCGUUUCUGUCAUCGUGCCCGGGUAUAUCUUUGGCCGUGAUGAAUUGGUGCUGGAUGCCAAAGCGGCCGUUGAAAAGAGGAGCUCGCCUGGAAUCUUGCUGCGCAGCUUGACAGGAGUCGAUUCCCCGGCUCCGAUCCACGGUGGCUAUGUCCACAUUGAUGACUUGGCGGAGAUCUACUUGAGGGUUUUGAAGCUAGAGUCUAGCACGGAGUCUGUUAGUAACUUCGGGGCCUGUAAAUUGUGCAACUAUGAUGACUCGUGGGCUCUUGUGGAGAAGAACUUUCCCAAGGAGAUUGCUGAUGGAGUGCUCACGCGUGCUAUUCUACCCACGCUGCCCAUUUCAUAUGAUUCGAGUGGGACUGAGAAAGCUCUGGAAGGCUUCAAUUUCCGCUCGUUUGAGGAUGGAGUUAAGGAUGUCGUGCAGUUUUACCUAGAUCGCCUGGCCGAGCAGAACUAG